CGAUGCGCUGAGCCCUCCUCGUGGGAGUCGGGGAUUACAUAUGCAAAUGGCCAUCACCCUGAACAAAUAAAACAUCCACUGCGCCGCCACGCACCCCUAACCUGCAGCUGUGAAGCUAUUGCUCUACUACUAUUGCUUUAUAAUUUGUCGUCCCUCGAUGAAGCGAUGUCCAGCAUGCAGCUUGGUGAACCCAAGCAAGACCAACAACAUGAUUCUGGACGUACCAAAGAGUCCCGACGCCGUAUCAAUAUAAUCCUUCCACCUCCGCAACAUAAUGCUCAGAUGUACGGUUACUACAUAUCUGAGGAGUGGCUUUAUCAGACAGCUCUUUCCUUCCUCGCUAAAGUACACCCCGAUUUUUCUGAAUCCAAGGCCCGUAGCAACGCCAGAGUGAACCCCACCUACAGCUUCAGAAAAACCUUCCACAUCCGUUCGCUAUCAACGACUUAUGCAAUUCCACCUCCCGGGCAGAUCAUUCCAGCGGAAUGCAUGUAUGACAAUACUGUUUGCGUGUUGUACAUCUUCAACGACCAACCAGAGAGUUAUAAUUACCGCCCUAUUCAGAAACAGGUCGAUGAACUGACUAGGUUCAUGGGCAGAGAACCGCAGUGGUGGGUAGGUGUUAUGUCAGUAAAGUUCUACAGAUCGAUGUACCGCUAAGUACUAGUUCGGAGUUCCGCAGUAGGACCGUACCAAGUUGCGCAGCGCAGCCAUUUUUUUUUUGAAUCUUUGUUUAGUGUCCGCCCUAUGUUGGACAUUACCUACAUAUAUGUACUGUUAUCGUAUCUAUGACAAUGGUUCCGGCGUGAGCGAGGACGUUUGGAGCCUUCUGGAGGCAUUGGGGAUGGGAGGUAUGGGGUGGCUUUAGCGGGGUGCUUCAUCUCUCUAUGACUAUGCUUUCGUCUGCUCUUCUCUUUCCUCUGGGGGGGUCACGUCGCCGAAGGUGCGUUCGAAGCGUUUUGUGCGUGCUGUGUACUUGAGUGUUGCCCUCAUUCCUUUGU
This is a messenger RNA of Suillus fuscotomentosus, 1001 nucleotides long. RefSeq lists its product as uncharacterized. The transcript is spliced from 3 exons. The annotation marks the transcript as partial. The record is from RefSeq and is a predicted model, not a curated record. NCBI's taxonomy places the organism in Eukaryota, Fungi, Basidiomycota, Agaricomycetes, Boletales, Suillaceae.